UAACUGGGAGUCAACGCAGUCCGAACAUCCCGGCCACCGCACCGGAAGCAACCAAACCAUGUCCAUGGCCACGACGAUGCUCGUCAUCAAACCCGUGUCUCCGCUCAUCUGUCAAUCUCGCAGGGCUCGACUCAAUCACCGCACCACUCAUACGCCGCUCCACCGAGUCAUGACUCAUCCCACCACUUGUCUCGGCUCAGUGGCACCGUCUGCAACAAAGUCGCCGGUGGACGACUUCGACCCGGAGCUGCCAAUUGAAGAGGCCUUGACUCCGCCGAGCUCGUGGUACACCGACCCUUCUUUCCUCGACCUCGAGCUCGAUCGCGUCUUCUAUCGAGGCUGGCAGGCUGUUGGAUACACGGAUCAGGUUAAAUCGCCUCAGGACUUCUUCACUGGCAGAUUGGGAAAUGUAGAAUUUGUGGUGUGUCGAGAUGAGAAUGGAAAAAUCCAUGCCUUUCACAAUGUCUGUCGCCAUCAUGCUUCUCUUCUUGCAUCAGGAAGUGGCAGGAAGUCGUGCUUUGUGUGCCCAUACCAUGGGUGGACUUACGCACUGAAUGGAGCCCUCCUCAGAGCAACUCGAAUCAAAGGAAUCCGAAACUUUGAUGUAAAGGAGUUUGGGCUCGUACCACUAAAAGUAGCUACUUGGGGCCCAUUUGUUCUUCUCAAUUUCGAGAAAGAUGUUUCACCCGCUCACAAAGUUGAAAGUGACAUAGCAGCAAAGGAAUGGGCUGGUAGCUGUGUAGAUAUUCUGGGCAACAGCUGCAUCGAUCCAUCACUAACUUAUCUUUGUAGUCGUGAAUACACCGUUGAGUGUAACUGGAAGGUUUUCUGUGACAAUUAUUUAGAUGGUGGCUAUCAUGUACCAUAUGCACACAAGGGCCUAGCGUCUGGUCUCAAGCUGGACUCUUACUCCACCACGGUGGAUCAGCCGGCAGUGCCGAUGAUUUUGACCGACUUGGAGCGAAAGCUCUUUAUGCUUUCAUUUAUCCCAAUUUCAUGAUAAACAGGUACGGACCAUGGAUGGACACAAAUCUUGUACUGCCCCUGGGACCCAGGAAAUG
Messenger RNA from Rhodamnia argentea, 1061 nucleotides. RefSeq names its product choline monooxygenase, chloroplastic. The transcript has 8 exons. Gene Ontology annotation, molecular function: iron ion binding; 2 iron, 2 sulfur cluster binding. The record is from RefSeq and is a predicted model, not a curated record. Bases 59 to 1000 code for a protein of 313 amino acids. Lineage: Eukaryota; Viridiplantae; Streptophyta; Magnoliopsida; Myrtales; Myrtaceae.